Messenger RNA from Aaosphaeria arxii CBS 175.79, 2391 nucleotides. Its product is annotated as mitochondrial distribution and morphology protein 34. The transcript has a single exon. Gene Ontology annotation, cellular component: ERMES complex. Gene Ontology annotation, molecular function: lipid binding. Gene Ontology annotation, biological process: phospholipid transport; mitochondrion organization. Bases 212 to 2044 code for a protein of 610 amino acids. NCBI's taxonomy places the organism in Eukaryota, Fungi, Ascomycota, Dothideomycetes, Pleosporales. The record is from RefSeq and is a predicted model, not a curated record.
CCUACCUAAAAUACGUCCACCCGACUUCUCUUAUUUCUGCCACAAAGUACCCCGGACUUUUUUCGUCGUCCUGCCCAGUUUCCUGGCAGGAUUGCGUUCACGCGGCGACCAAAGGCAUGCACGCGACACUUCCAACGCCCUCCCCAUCAACACCCGCCAACUCUGGCCUCUAAAUCGUCGUCGCAUCCACCGACAUACCUGAUUCUUCACCAUGGCUUUCAAUUUCAACUGGUCGCCGCUCAUCGCGGACACCUCGCGAGCGCGCGACAUGUUGACCACUGCGCUAAAUAAAUCCCCUAAGCCGCCGAUCAUCGUUGACGACAUCAUCGUCACAGAACUCAACCUGGGAACCACGCCGCCCGAAUUGGAAAUACUAGAGAUUGGAGAUUUGGCCGAGGACAGGUUCAGAGGAAUUUUCAAAAUGUCGUAUGCUGGCGAUGCUUUUUUAACGCUCAAGACAAAGGUUCAGGCAAAUCCGCUCAACACACUGCUGUCCACGAGACCAAGCUUCGCGUCGCCAGAGCCUUUGGCCGCCGCCGAAGGUCUGACAAUACCGCUCGCCAUCACGCUAUCCGACAUUCGAUUAUCAGGUUUCGUCAUUUUGGUCUUCUCGAAGCAAAAGGGCUUGACUCUGGUCUUCCGCAACGACCCUCUCGAAUCCCUAAAGGUCUCGUCUACGUUCGACUCGAUCCCUUUCGUCCGCGAUUACUUGCAGAAGGAAAUCGAGAAGCAGCUUCGCGUUCUCUUCAUGGACGACCUCCCGGCCAUCAUCCAUCGAUUAUCCCACCGCCUCCUCGAUCCCGAAUACCAGCAAGUCGACGAUGCAGAGAAGAGGUUGGACGACGCGAAUGAUAAAUCAGCACGUAUUGAUCCCCUGGCCACGCCUCCUCAGGACGCUGUAGACGCGUUUGGCAAUCUCCUGGACCUGUCACACAUUUCCGAUCUUUCCCUCGAACCAUCAGAAAUUCACGCGUCAUUCUCGCAGAAGAACAUCCUGCGCCUCGCUGCACUAUCCGAGUCGCAGCGCACCCUCUCGCUUUUCACGCCAGGCAUUCGCGAAGCAGUCUUCCGUGCCUGGGCCAGCCACUCCGACCAGAACAGCCCCGGUUCCUCGACACCUGCACUCACCCAAUCGAGUCUAUCAAGAAUACAAUCUACAUUUGGUAGCUUGAAAUCGCACAGCUCAUCCGUGGCAUCAGAUAGCACAGGAAACGAGACGCUUAGCUCCAGGCCCACGAUGACGUCGUACUCUUCCGCACCAGCGGGUCUUUCCCUUGGCGCCAAUCGCUCACGAACGUCGAACAUGCGAAAGCGAAAGAAGCGAGUGGUCAAUCUACGCAAGGAUAAAGAUGGCGCCGAGUCGUCUGAGGUUUCUACGGAAGCAAACACGCCCUUGCAUAGUACGAACGUUUCGGAGACUGCGAGCGAUUUCCCGGAGAGCGUACCGGAAGAGAGAGAGCUGGAAGAGGAACUGGCAACACCACCCAAGACCCCAGAGAGGCGCACACUGAACAGACGUUCAAGCUUCGAACUCGCCGAGGCAGCUCCAAUUUCCGAGAAGAGCCCUGUCGAGCCUUUGUUGCCCGCGGCACCCAUACUGGCCGAUGCACCCAAGUUUACCAAACCCAAGCAGAAGUCGAAAGCGGAGGAGGCAGCGCACGAAAGGAAGCGCUCCUACUCGAGCAGAACGCCACUCCGCAGCAGUCAUCUCCGCCCUCCACAGCAAGCAACCUCACCCCUCCUCCGAUCAUUGUCGUUCGACAAAGUCUCGACCUUGUCCUCCGUGCUGCCUCCCAUGUCACCUCCUCAGAUGGAGAGCUCCGCUUCCUCUUCCUCCGGCGGCAUUCUUGAGCAAGCUUGGAUGCUCAAGAUGGCGCAGGAGAUUGCCCGCAAGGUGCAAGAAGAGAAGGAUCGUGAGGCAGACCGAGAGCGCGAGUUCAAUCGCGCCACGCAGCCACAGACCACGUCAAAGGCGGCCGAAGGGAUGUGGGCUUCAUCGCAUGAAGAGCUCGAUGCUCCUCCAUCGUACCAAGCCUCCAUCUAAAGGGGACUCGACAACACUACUCUUUUUUUCUUUCUUCUUUUUUCAUCAUGACCUUAUGCAUAUAUGACGGCGUUUCAAACCAAAAGGACAAAUCUCCACACCCACUCUGUUCUCUCAUUAGGCUUCCCCUCUGCGUGGGGACCGACCAUUAUGGUAAUCCUUGUUUCCUUGUUUUCGUCUUGGGGGCGGCUUCGUAUCUUCUUUCACACUCUCCUCAUUCUGGUCAUCGCUUUUCCUUUGUUUUGUCUUAUCCGUUGUUGUUGCCAUCGAGCACACACACACCUACCAUUCUCGCUCACCUUGUUGCUUCCAUCUUCGCGUCGCAUACCACACACGCACCAGAAAUA